CAGACAGCUCUACUCCCACUUCAGGUGUACAGAACCGUGUGGUGAAGAAUGGGAAGAGGAAAGUAAUGGUGAGUCACACAGACAGCUCUACUCCCACUUCAGGUGUACAGAACCGUGUGGUGAAGAAUGGGAAGAGGAAAGUACUGGUGAGUCACACAGACAGCUCUACUCCCACUUCAGGUGUACAGAACCGUGUGGUGAAGAAUGGGAAGAGGAAAGUACUGGUGAGUCACACAGACAGCUCUACUCCCACUUCAGGUGUACAGAACCGUGUGGUGAAGAAUGGGAAGAGGAAAGUAAUGGUGAGUCACACAGACAGCUCUACUCCCACUUCAGGUGUACAGAACCGUGUGGUGAAGAAUGGGAAGAGGAAAGUACUGGUGAGUCACACAGACAGCUCUACUCCCACUUCAGGUGUACAGAACUGUGUGGUGAAGAAUGGGAAGAGGAAAGUAGUGGUGAGUCACACAGACAGCUCUACUCCCACUUCAGGUGUACAGAACCGUGUGGUGAAGAAUGGGAAGAGGAAAGUACUGGUGAGUCACACAGACAGCUCUACUCCCACUUCAGGUGUACAGAACCGUGUGGUGAAGAAUGGGAAGAGGAAAGUAAUGGUGAGUCACACAGACAGCUCUACUCCCACUUCAGGUGUACAGAACCGUGUGGUGAAGAAUGGGAAGAGGAAAGUACUGGUGAGUCACACAGACAGCUCUACUCCCACUUCAGGUGUACAGAACUGUGUGGUGAAGAAUGGGAAGAGGAAAGUAGUGGUGAGUCACACAGACAGCUCUACUCCCACUUCAGGUGUACAGAACCGUGUGGUGAAGAAUGGGAAGAGGAAAGUACUGGUGAGUCACACAGACAGCUCUACUCCCACUUCAGGUGUACAGAACCGUGUGGUGAAGAAUGGGAAGAGGAAAGUACUGGUGAGUCACACAGACAGCUCUACUCCCACUUCAGGUGUACAGAACCGUGUGGUGAAGAAUGGGAAGAGGAAAGUAAUGGUGAGUCACACAGACAGCUCUACUCCCACUUCAGGUGUACAGAACCGUGUGGUGAAGAAUGGGAAGAGGAAAGUACUGGUGAGUCACACAGACAGCUCUACUCCCACUUCAGGUGUACAGAACCGUGUGGUGAAGAAUGGGAAGAGGAAAGUACUGGUGAGUCACACAGACAGCUCUACUCCCACUUCAGGUGUACAGAACCGUGUGGUGAAGAAUGGGAAGAGGAAAGUACUGGUGAGUCACACAGACAGCUCUACUCCCACUUCAGGUGUACAGAACUGUGUGGUGAAGAAUGGGAAGAGGAAAGUAAUGGUGAGUCACACAGACAGCUCUACUCCCACUUCAGGUGUACAGAACCGUGUGGUGAAGAAUGGGAAGAGGAAAGUACUGGUGAGUCACACAGACAGCUCUACUCCCACUUCAGGUGUACAGAACCGUGUGGUGAAGAAUGGGAAGAGGAAAGUACUGGUGAGUCACACAGACAGCUCUACUCCCACUUCAGGUGUACAGAACCGUAUGGUGAAGAAUGGGAAGAGGAAAGUACUGGUGAGUCACACAGACAGCUCUACUCCCACUUCAGGUGUACAGAACCGUAUGGUGAAGAAUGGGAAGAGGAAAGUACUGGUGAGUCACACAGACAGCUCUACUCCCACUUCAGGUGUACAGAACCGUGUGGUGAAGAAUGGGAAGAGGAAAGUACUGGUGAGUCACACAGACAGCUCUACUCCCACUUCAGGUGUACAGAACCGUGUGGUGAAGAAUGGGAAGAGGAAAGUACUGGCUGCGGAGACAGGGGAUCUGAGGAGGGAGUGGAUUGGUCAGCUGUGGAGGGCCAUGCAUCUCUCAGGCCCAGGGGGUACAGACCCAGGCUGCAUACGACAACAGGAUGUGAGGUCUGAUGACCUGAAGGCCAGAGGUCGCUUCAGCACCUAUAACAGCUCAGAAUGUGACAGCAUGACGGAACCACUGGGGGUUCAUCGACCCCUCUCUGCACCCCUCAACCCUUCCACCCCUGACCAAGACCUAGACCAGGGACACAGGAUUACCAACUGCCUCUCUGGCCCCCUCACACCUGACCAAAAUCUGGGGCACAGGGCUACCCUCUCUCUCCCUCACUGAUGAGCUCAGUAAUGAGGAAGCCAUAUGCCAGAACACCAUCUCACAUUAUGGAGAGGAGGAUGAAGACAGUGUCCAUAGAUUUAGAAGGAGAUGUGAGGAGGAGAGAGAUGAAGAAGAGGAGGAAGACAGUGUCCAUAGAUUUAGAAGGAGAUGUGAGGAGGAGAGAGAUGAAGAAGAGGAGGAAGAGGAUCAGUAUGACAUUCUACCAGCCCCCCGGAACUCUGAGUAUCACAUCAACCAAUCAGAUGAAGACUUGACUGACGGAGAGGACCUCUAUGACUUCCCACUGUCCAAUAGGAGGGCAAGUGACCGCCAAGAUUAUAGCGAGAUGACAGAGAGCAUCUAUGACGUCCCCAGUUCCCUAAUGAGGAAAAUGUCUGAACACACACUUGAGCCUUACCCUGGAGGUGAGAUACUGGUGGAGGACAGGGGCCUCCUGGAUGACAUGAUGGCCAGUCUGGGUGGAGGGACGGUGGGCUGGAUAACAGGUGCUUCUACUGUGGAGCCCUACGGGCUGGCUCAUCAUGGCUCUUAGGACUGGUAUAUAGUAUAGACUCUGGAUAAUAUAGACUGAAUGAGUUUUCCUCAUUAAAAUUGUUCUAUAAAGCUUGACGCAUUCUGUUAGAGAUUUAAAUAUGUUUACAUUUUAUGAAAAAGAAUCUAAUUUGUCAUGAUAUUCUAUUCUAUUGACUUCUCUUUUAAUACAAUCUACUGUCAAGGAAAUACCAUAUUAAAUAACUAACUUUAUAUUGUCAAAGUGUUCCACUUAGUAUAUAAUGUCAGGAGAGAGGUACUAUAGUAUUCAGGCAGACCCUAUCCUUCUUUUUUAGGAGGUAGAUCAGCUUUAAUACUGCAGAUACAUUGUGGCUUCUAUCAAUGUAAUUGUCUGCAUCAUUUCCAAUCACACAUGUAUAUUUUUUGUAAAUAUAUAGAGUAUAUAUUAUUUUAAAUAUGUUUUGCUUCUUUAUUAUUUUCCCCUAACCCUACCACACUUCCCUUAAUUGGAGUAAACAAAUGAAAUAGA
Messenger RNA from Oncorhynchus masou masou (cherry salmon), 3147 nucleotides. Its product is annotated as polycystin-1-like protein 3. The record is from RefSeq and is a predicted model, not a curated record. The coding region runs from base 66 to 2123 and encodes 685 amino acids. The transcript is spliced from 7 exons. Lineage: Eukaryota; Metazoa; Chordata; Actinopteri; Salmoniformes; Salmonidae.